This is a messenger RNA of Mizuhopecten yessoensis (Yesso scallop), 2992 nucleotides long. RefSeq names its product collagen alpha-5(VI) chain-like. The record is from RefSeq and is a predicted model, not a curated record. The transcript has 9 exons. Gene Ontology annotation, molecular function: calcium ion binding. NCBI's taxonomy places the organism in Eukaryota, Metazoa, Mollusca, Bivalvia, Pectinida, Pectinidae. The coding region runs from base 393 to 2099 and encodes 568 amino acids.
CUAUGCCAGGCUAUUUUCAUGGUUUACAGUUACACGAACAGACGACCUUAUUCGAUAUUUAAUUUGUAAAAUAAUUUUAGGUUUUAACCUUCCGGGUCCGUUUACGGAGGGUUUCCGUGGGAUAAACCCAGGUGGUAAAACCAGUCCUUAACAUUUAAAUGGCAAACAGAACGGAGAGGAGUUAUUGUAUGUGUACUUUUCGUGGGUACCAUUUCCACCUUGUUUUAAAUUUAAAAUAGUUUCCAACGUAAAACAUUUAAACCAACAAGACGGAAGUAGUGUGACCUUGUGAAUUGGAUGUACAGACAACUACUAUCUGCUAUAUUUGUAAGUCUGCGUUGACUUGUAACGGUUCAUGGCGGAGACAAACACGCAGUAAGCGUCCUUUAAAAAUGUCGACGAUGACAGAAGUGGUGAUCCUGGCCUAUAUUGUUGUAUGUUUACUGCCAGAGUCUGCCACUCACGCUGGACACGAGGAAGUCAGUCAUCCCUUUCUCUCGAGGUCAAUGGCAAUGUCCUUCAUUCCGAAAGCUCACUGGAUACAUCGCCGGACCGCAUCCUCGUGUCAAAACGAUGAAGGUUACUGCGAGAAAAACAAAAUGGAAUGUAUGACUUAUGUUGAAUCCAACCGCGAACACUUCUGUAAACCAGACCCGUGUUCAAGUGGAUCCACAUGCUACCUGUCUACACCCUGCCCCGCCCACUUCACGCAAGGAUGUACAGAAAAUGCUUGUCUUGGUCUGCCUUGUGAACAUGGGGCGACCUGUUCCCGCCAACCAGGGUCCAAUUUCACGUGUUUAUGUACAUCCGGUUUUUAUGGCGACACUUGUGAAUACGUUGACGCCUGCCAUAGUGUCCCUUGUGUAAAUGGCGGAACAUGUGACCGGGACGCGAACAGCUUUAACUGUGCCUGUACAAACAGAUACCAAGGAACUACUUGUGAAAUAGAUUGCAGGCCUGGGCCGGCAGAUAUCCUGUUCAUUAUCGAUGCCUCGUUAAGUACGGAGAAACAUUUCAACGAUUCAAAAGCAACUGUCACGGCAAUCAUCAAUAAGUUACCUAUAGGAGCCGAUGAUUUUCAAAUAGCAGUCAUGAAAUAUUCAUUUGAUGCAACCAUGGAGUUUUCCUUCAGUACCUACACAGACAAAGCAGAUUUGGUUUCCGCCAUUGAUAACAUAUCACCUAUCAUGGGACCCUCCUACCUCGACAAGGCCUUAGACAAGGCGAAGGAGGUAUUUGGUAUUUCGUCAUCCUUUGGGGCUCGAGCACAGGUGUUUCAGUACCUAAUUAUAGUCUCUGACGGGCUUUCUACUCUGAGAACGGAAGCAGUAAAAGACGCUCAAACAUUGAAAAAUCGAGGAAUUAAAGUUCUAACCGUUGGGAAUGGAGAGCAAGUCGAUCAGACUGAACUGCUCCAGUUAGCUACAGCUAGCCAAUAUGUAUUUUCAGGAGGCAAGGAGGAUGAUACCACAAAUGUCAUCCUUAUAGAGACCGUGAACACUAGCUGUACAGAUUGUUUACUCAACACAAUGACGGACAUGGUGUUUGUGGUUGAUAUUUCUAAGCAUCAGACUGUUCUACAACAAACGCUGGAUGCACUUAAGGACCUGAUAUACAAAGCACUGGACUAUAACCCAAAUACUCAAGUCGGCAUGGUCACGUUCGACUUGACCGCUACAUUAAAGUUUAACCUUAAUCAAUAUACAGAUCGAGACAAGAUCCUUCUCAACAGCCAGAUUGGUCUUGCAACGACAAACCAAAAGUCAAAUAUAACCGCUGCCUUAACGUUUGUCCGUGAGAAUGGGUUUAAUAGCAAUCGGCCGAACUCCCGGAAAAUGUUAGUGGUGUUCUCUAACAAGGGCUGGACUGACGUGGAUGGUAUCUUACGAGAGAGGCAGGCUCUCAAUAUGGACAAUGUGUUAGUGGUAUUUGUUUCCGUUGGAAGAUCAGCAGACCUUGUUACUGUAUAUACUGUAGCAGAGCGAGUUAGUGACGUGUAUUUUAUAGAACAGGACGCCGAUUUAGUUCGAUUUAACGCUCUUGUAGCACAGACAACGCACGUGGAAUGUCCCUUCGAUAUUUUUGACAUUCGAAAGUAGACUAUUAAAAGGUUAUAUAAAUAAUAGUACAUGUAGCUGAUCGAAAUUGGGUUAUCUCUGUCUGCAACACAUUAUAUUACAGAAUCUUAGCCAGAUACUGAAAUAACCCGAAGUCGCUUAGUUACAGGUAAUUCUUUUGCACUUUUUGUUCGGAAAAAUAUUUAAUUCGUUAUCAUCUACAAGUAUCCCGUCCGGGGUCUAAACAAUAUGGCCUCAUCACUACUAAAGCUAUGUUUGAAUGCUUCCGCGUAAACAAUGCAAUCCGACCUCACAAAGAAGAAAACGUACAUUGCAAAUUGUAUUUUAUCAACAGCAUCAGGAAUCUAACAGCAUAAUUUGCGUUAGCGCGCGAAUGAAUUACAUCGCUUCGUGAAAAUUCCGGGAAAUAUCGCGUGAAGGUGCCAGAGAGAUCGGACAGUAAGAAAGAUCUGUCCCUGUCUGAGAUGCAAGAAUACAUUGUCUGUUUAUGUUACUUACAUAACAUGCCAUUUCGUAUCUCAUUACAUUUACCAUCAGUUUACCCUGAUUUUCAAUAUUGAUAUGAUGCAGUAAUGCCAAUGAAGGCGAUUUUAAAAAGCAAUAUUAUUUCAUAAUUUGAGUAUUUUUUGUUAGAAUGCAUGUGUAUAUACAUAGCCCAACUUUAAUACGUAUUUAUAUAUUUGUUAUAUGAGCUGGGUUUGGAUAGUGGGGUAUACUCGAGCAGAUAUAACUCUUCGUAUGUUGAUAUUGGAACUCUUCAAUGUUUAUACAACUAAAGGCGUCAUGGAAUAUCACACUAACAUUGAUAAUGAAUUUAGUUGACUGAUUUGUGUCUAUAUCCUUCUACGCUGCUAUUGCAGCAUCCUCAAUAUCCAAGGGUUACGCCCACUUUCGCUCUCUGCACCACUGAAAUA